UUGAUAAGAGGUACAAAUCAUAUUGACCUACAAGAAGGUAAGAUUUUCUCUAUUAAAGCUCUUGUUCAUGGAAAUAAGGUUGCGCUGUCCAUAUAUGAUGGAAAUACAAAGCUUGGAGAAUUAUUGAGCGAAUCAGGAUUUUUUAAGCAAGUUGAAGGCCAAACUAAAGAAACUUUUGUUUUUGAGGAUAUAUUGCACAACUUAAAUGUUCAAUAUGAUGGUGGUACUUAUAUGGUGGUUACAAAAGAAAAUGGUCAUUAUAAAGCUUCUCUGAUAGAUGGAAGAACAGUUGAACCUAAUGAAUACUUUGAUGAGGCGCAUUUACAUGAAAAUGAGUUGUUGCAUCCUGGCACUGGACACAUCCAAAAAGAUUUAGAUUCUCUGCUCCUUAGAGGUACCAAAAUUUUGAAUCAUCAGGAUUCAGAGCAUGCACAAUAUUCUGAUGAGCAAAAGGCAAACGGAGUGAUCGUGGAAAAAGGAAAAUUACUGGAUAAUAAGGGAACAGAUAGGACAGACGACGAUAUAUACGAAGCGGUUGUAAAGCAAGGAGAAAAGCGCUUACGUGAGUCCAAAAAUAUGGUUUUUUAUAUUACCGAGAAAGGUGAUCUAUUUAUUCAUGGCCAUGGAGCAAAUGUAAGGUUUCAACUACCACAAAGUAUUACUCAUCUAAAAUUAGUGGAAAAAGACGGAGCAUAUAAGCUUGUUCCGGUGAUGAAAAAUGAUGACGAACAUCCAAUAGGUAUGCCAAAUAUACCAGAUGAAUAUAGAUAUAUAGAUCCAAUAUUUGCACAUGAAUAUGAGAAGAGAGAUUAUUCCCAUAAACAUGUAAAUGUGGGCCUUAUAAACUUAGAGAAAUAUGGUUAUGGCAAACUUUUUGCUAUAAAGUACGACCCAAAUGAUUACCACAUACAAAGAAACUCUAGCGGUGAGAUAGUUAGAAUAAAAGAUCAAGUAUAUUCCACUAAAGUAAAACUAUUUGAUGGUGAUAUUGAUGAAGAAAUCGGAAUGUUAUCUAAUCAUUUCCAUAAUGUGACGGCCCAAAAAUAG
Molecule: messenger RNA, 1047 nt
Organism: Parnassius apollo (apollo)
Lineage: Eukaryota; Metazoa; Arthropoda; Insecta; Lepidoptera; Papilionidae
Source: the annotation of a GenBank genome assembly